Molecule: messenger RNA, 1949 nt
Organism: Bufo gargarizans (Asiatic toad)
Lineage: Eukaryota; Metazoa; Chordata; Amphibia; Anura; Bufonidae
Gene: SNAP25
Product: synaptosome associated protein 25
Exons: 8
Coding region: 148-768 (206 amino acids)
Biological process (GO): exocytosis; synaptic vesicle fusion to presynaptic active zone membrane; synaptic vesicle priming
Cellular component (GO): synaptobrevin 2-SNAP-25-syntaxin-1a-complexin I complex; plasma membrane
Molecular function (GO): voltage-gated potassium channel activity; SNAP receptor activity; syntaxin-1 binding
Source: RefSeq, a predicted model, not a curated record
CUCGAGGAGGUCAGGAACGCUGCUUCUUGCCUCCCCGCAGCUCCAUCCCUUCCGAGGCGACACCCGCUCCCUGCAGCAGCCGACUGCGAGGUCUAGGGCUGUCCCCCGCUGCAAGUUGCCCAAUCCCAAAGCACACACCAGUUCACAAUGGCAGAAGACGCUGAUAUGCGCAAUGAGCUUGAAGAGAUGCAGAGGCGUGCCGACCAGCUGGCUGAUGAGUCACUGGAAAGCACCCGCCGAAUGCUUCAGUAUGUGGAAGGGAGCAAAGAUGCUGGAAUCAGGACCUUGGUUAUGUUGGAUGAGCAAGGAGAACAACUGGAACGCAUCGAGGAAGGGAUGGAGCAAAUCAAUAAGGACAUGAAAGAAGCAGAAAAGAAUUUGACGGACCUAGGAAAAUUCUGUGGUCUGUGUGUCUGUCCAUGUAACAAGCUUAAAUCAAGUGAUGCUUAUAAAAAAGCCUGGGGCAAUAACCAAGAUGGAGUUGUUGCAAGUCAGCCUGCUCGUGUUGUGGAUGAACGUGAACAGAUGGCCAUUAGUGGUGGCUUUGUCCGUAGAGUAACAAAUGAUGCUCGAGAAAACGAAAUGGAUGAGAACCUUGAACAAGUCAGUGGCAUUAUUGGAAACCUACGUCAUAUGGCUCUUGAUAUGGGUAACGAGAUUGACACACAAAAUCGCCAGAUCGACAGGAUCAUGGAGAAGGCCGACUCCAACAAAGCCAGGAUCGACGAGGCCAACACACGUGCCACAAAGAUGCUGGGCAGUGGCUAGAGAACAGGAACCUUUAUUUUAUGCUCCAUACUGUCCUGCUAGACAGUACUUUCAUGCUUUUAUCAUGGUAUUUACAUACUAGGUUUGCACACAUGCACAUAUCACCCUCCCUUCUACCCUAUUGUAAAUGUUGUCCUGUGUAGUAUGUCAGCUUUCCAAAAAUAUACUUGUAAUUAUGAUUUUUAUUUUAUUUUUUUCGAAGUAUAUUCCUUUCCAAAGGUUGUAUAUAGUGAUCUACGCUGGCUCACUAUAGCGUUUUAUUUAAUUAUUUUAGGUUGUAUCAUUUUUUUUUAUGAUGUUUGCUGAAUGACAACAGUGUAGGAAUGUUUAACGUGCUGUUCCUUACUCUAUACAGUAUUGUUCUUGUAAAUCUGUGACAUUCCACAGAGCUACUGCCUAUAUCCUUUUUUUGGUGUCAUGAUACUUAAAACUGUGGGACUGUCCUGGGUUCAAUGUUGCUUCCAUCUGUUAUAAUUUCAUGAUUAGAACGUGAAACUAUAUUACUAUAAUAAGCAUUGCACUAACAAGUGAUGUGAGUUAUGCAUUUAUGCAUGAAAAUAAAUAGACAUUUUAGAUGCCUACAUACAAGGACUUUUUCCCGUGGCAGUAGCACAUUCAAUAAAAGCAUGCUGAGUAUUUGGACACUGUUGGGACUAUGUUAUACCAGCAAGUUUGCAGUAGUGCCACUCUUCUGUCGAUAUAUUGUUCUAUUUAAUCAUGAUCAUGCUUUUUUAUUUAUUUCAAAAGGACAGACUUGGCACACAUAUCCAGCAAAAGAAAAUGUUGAUUUUUUUUUAGUUUGCUGGUGAUAUAUAAAAUACAAAAAAAAAAUAAUAAUAUAUAUAUACAUAUAAAGGUUGUAAUAUAGGGUUUGGGUACUGUUUAUGAGGAUCCUCUUUUGGAGGAAAUGACUACAGUCUAAAAUGGUACAAAGAUAUGUAAUUUUUAUAAGGCUGGGUCUCGUUAGCCACUUUUCCCCCCAAUGUGGACUUUCUUUUUUUCUUUCUUUUUAAGGUUUCGUUGCUUACCUAGAGCUAUGCACUCCAAAUCGCUGAGAUGUUUAAGUAGAUUUAAAUUAAGACAAUAAUCUAAAUGAAUGAACUCUAGAUAAACUGUGAUAUCAAAAUCAUUGCAGCAUGUACUAUGAAAUUCCUUCUGUCUCCUGUCAGUUUGUGACGUGA